This is a messenger RNA of Meriones unguiculatus (Mongolian gerbil), 3123 nucleotides long. RefSeq names its product SH3 domain binding kinase 1 (gene Sbk1). The transcript has 5 exons. The record is from RefSeq and is a predicted model, not a curated record. Gene Ontology annotation, biological process: peptidyl-threonine phosphorylation; peptidyl-serine phosphorylation. Bases 943 to 2172 code for a protein of 409 amino acids. Gene Ontology annotation, molecular function: ATP binding; protein serine/threonine kinase activity. NCBI's taxonomy places the organism in Eukaryota, Metazoa, Chordata, Mammalia, Rodentia, Muridae.
CGGAGCGGCGGGCGGGCAGGUACGCGCCGGCGGGAGGCGGAGCCGCGAGGCCGCGAUGGAGCGCAGCCCGGGCGGGCGCUGGUGCUGGAGCCCGAGCGCCGGGCGGAGCGGGAGCCGGAGCCGCAGCCUCAGCCCGCGCCAGGCCGGGGCAGGAGCCCGCAGGGUCGGGCUGCUCGUAGCGGCGGCGCCCGAGCCCCCCAGCGGCUGAGCGCUGACCUCCAGCCCCGCGGGCGGCCGCCGCUCCGACCCGGGCCCCCCCAAGAUCUGGUCGCUGCAACCGCACACCUCAAGACACGGAGAGACCCUGCCUCGGGGCGCUAGUCCUUCCCGCUGCUCCGGCCCACGGGGACCCCCAAACCCAGGACAGCGAGAUCCUCUUGCCGACGGGAGGCAGCGGGCACCCCAAAGCCCCGGGACCCGGGCCACCGAGUCCCUUGCGACGCCCUCUGCGUCCCGGCUCAUGGUAGUGGUGGUGCCCUGAGCCCCUCUCGGGCCGGGCUGACGAAGACCGACACGGCGCCCAGGCCCCCUGCCGCGGCGUCCCCGCGGCCCCAGCCCAGAUCCCUGGGCUGUUCUGUUUGUCCAGAAGGUGCUGUCAGGACCAGGCACCCACCCUUGUCCCCCAUCCAUGAGACACCUGAUCCCCCAUUUCGGACUUGAGCAGCUGAUGCCUUCCCAUCGACCACUGCCUGGACUCCACCCUGCUGCUGGCUUUGCCCCACGAGUGUGGAUGUAGCCUGGGUCAGCACUCCUGCAAAGUCAAGGGCGGCCAAGGCAGUCACCCCCAGAAGAGGAUGUGCGGAAGCCAGUUGCCCUGAAGACUGGGUGACCUUGAUCAAGCCUGUGGCAUUUCCCAGAAAGAAUGACAGUAAACCAUAUACUCUCCAGCCAGCAUGGUGGAUACAGAUUGAAGUCAGAAUAUCAGAAGCUUUUAGGGAGAAGAUGAGCGUGGGCUGCCCCGAGCCCGAAGCGCCCCACUCCCUGCCUUGCUGUGGGCCGGGGGCCGGCGUGCCCCUCCUCACAGAGGACAUGCAAGCGCUGACCCUGCGCACACUGGCCGCCAGCGAUGUGACCAAGCAUUAUGAGCUUGUCCGGGAGUUGGGCAAAGGGACCUAUGGGAAGGUUGACCUGGUGGCUUACAAGGGCACAGGCACCAAAAUGGCCCUGAAAUUUGUGAACAAGAGUAAGACAAAGCUGAAGAACUUCCUUCGGGAGGUAAGCAUCACCAACAGCCUCUCAUCCAGCCCCUUCAUCAUCAAGAUCUUCGACGUGGUCUUCGAGACUGAGGAAUGCUAUGUCUUUGCCCAGGAGUACGCUCCUGCUGGGGACCUGUUUGACAUCAUCCCUCCUCAGGUCGGGCUCCCGGAGGACACGGUGAAGCGCUGCGUGCAGCAGCUGGGGCUGGCGCUGGACUUCAUGCACAGCCGGCAGCUGGUGCACCGGGACAUCAAGCCCGAGAACGUGCUGCUGUUCGACCGCGAGUGCCGCCGCGUCAAGCUGGCGGACUUCGGCAUGACGCGGCGCGUGGGCUGCCGGGUAAAGCGCGUGAGCGGCACCAUCCCCUACACCGCCCCGGAGGUGUGCCAGGCGGGCCGCGCCGACGGCUUCGCGGUGGACACGGGCGUGGACGUGUGGGCGUUCGGCGUGCUCAUCUUCUGCGUGCUCACGGGCAACUUCCCGUGGGAGGCCGCGUCGGGCGCCGACGCCUUCUUCGAGGAGUUCGUGCGCUGGCAGCGGGGCCGCCUGCCCGGGCUGCCGUCGCAGUGGCGCCGCUUCACCGAGCCCGCGCUGCGCAUGUUCCAGCGGCUGCUGGCCCUGGAGCCCGAGCGGCGCGGGCCCGCCAAGGAGGUCUUCCGCUUCCUCAAGCACGAGCUCACCUCCGAGCUGCGCAGGCGGCCGUCGCACCGCGCGCGCAAGCCGCCCGGGGACCGCCUGCCCGGGCCCCUGCGCCUCGAAGCCCCCGCACCCCUCAAGCGCACUGUGCUCACCGAUAGCGGCAGCGGCCCGCGGCCCUCGCCGCCCAGUGCAGGGCCCGCGGUGCCCGUGCCGGUGCCGGUGCCGGUGCCCGAGGCCGGCCUGGCUUCCCCCACGCCCCCGGGCAGGACCGACGGCCGCGCGGACAAGAGCAAAGGGCAAGUGGUGCUGGCCACGGCCAUCGAGAUCUGCGUGUGAGCCGCCGGGAGCGGCGCAGCCGCGGCGGGGGAAGCCGCGCCCACUCCAGCCCCUCCUGGGGACGAGGAGCACGUGGUGGCGGUGGCGGGAGGGAGUAGCUUAGACUAGGAGGCCCAGACACCCGGGUCGGUGACGGGCCGGUGACUUAGCUAGCAUAUGACCGGCCUCAGCCCAGAGGAGACGAGGCCCCAGACAGAGGCUGGGAGCUGGUGGGCUAGACUCGGAGCUCUGGAACCUGGACGCUCCCGGCGCUUCACACCCCUUGGCAGAUCACCCUACAAUCUUCCAUCCGAACCUGGGCACAGAAAGGGGGCUUUGGUGUUGGGCAGAUGUGGGCCUGAGACCCUUAGGACGGGCCCUGGGUGGCUAACAGUGAUGUCCAGGAGGUAAGAGGGAGAGGCCAAGCCCCCUAAACGUAGCAAAAGUAUCCUGCGGGAACAGACCCAGAUAGCUAAUGACAGCCCCACCACCUCCUGCUGAUGGGGACUUUGAACCCAGGAGGGAGAGCUAUAGCGCAGCCACGAGCCUGUUGAGGACAGUCCAGUAGGCGCCCUCCUGGGAGUAGGGCAGCAGAUGGCAAGGGAACAGGAGGCCCCGAACUCCUGUGUCCCUAGGGCAAGGGAGUCCGUGCACCACCCAGCUGCUCCUUCACAAGCUGGGAAACGGUUGUGCCGCUUUUUCCUGGGUUUCUGUUGGAGUCACGCGUGUAAGCCUCAGUCCUAGGCCAGUACCCUUGCAAGAGAGGAGCAUAUCCAUGGAUGGGACUGGAGGUCACUGACGCGGGAGGAGUGAGUGUGAAGUGUGACUUGAGUGUCCAGACGCCUCACCAGGCAGCUGCCAAGAGCCAGGCCUGUGUUUCACCACACUCCUCAGGGAAUCCCAGGAGACACCUGCUGUUGGCUCAGGUUCUUAGGCAGCGAGACAGGAAUUCACCCUGCCCCAGCUCUCCUU